AUGCUUGCUACACCUCCCCAACCUCAUGACAUCUCCUUGUCCCAUUUCAAAACUCCAGAAACUGCACACCAUCCCUCCACCAACUUGAAUCCACGUUCAAUUGCCCAAAACUGGCUUGAACGCUUCACAGCAGUCCUUUCUUCUGGUGAUGCCUCUCGUCUAUCUACCGUCUUCCAUCAAGACAGCUGGUGGCGUGACCACGUAGGCCUUUCCUGGGAUCUGCGUACUCUGCAUGGUCUACCUGCCAUAAUCUCCUUUUUGUCUCCAAUCCUCUCAUCUAUAAAUCUACGUCCCUUGUCUUUGGCUUCAGACGAUGACGCUUACGCUCCUUCCAUCGUUACUCCCCUUCCAGAACUCGACUGGGUUCAGUCCAUCUUCACUUUCGAAACCAGUACAGGCAGGGGUCGUGGUUUUCUUCGUCUAGCUCAAGCUGCUGAUGGUGAUUGGAAAGCCCAUAUGCUGUACACCGCUCUCGACGAAAUCAAGGGCCAUGAAGAAACCACCGGUGCUCGUCGCGCUCAUGGAGGUCAGAAUUCCUCGAUUGGUGCAAACUGGUUCGAGCGAAGACAGACCACCUAUGACUUUGUUGAUUCUGAACCUACUGCUUUGAUCAUUGGUGCCGGCCAAGCUGGUCUGAAUCUCGCUGCUAGAUUGCAAGCUCUGGGACUCUCGACCUUGAUUAUGGAUAGGCAGGCUCGCGUUGGAGAUAACUGGCGCUCUCGAUACCGCACCUUGGUCACUCACGAUCCUGUGACUUAUGCUCACAUGGCUUAUCUACCUUUUCCAUCCAACUGGCCUCUUUACACGCCCAAAGACAAGCUUGGAGAUUGGUUCGAAGCCUAUGCCAGUCUGAUGGAACUCAACAUCUGGCUCUCCUCUUCCGUCAACUCAGCAGCCUACUCACCCUCCUCAAAAACCUGGACAGUUGAAAUCACAAAAGCAGACGGAAGCAAAAGAACACUCCACCCAUCCCAAUUAAUCCUCGCCACAGGCCACAGCGGCGAACCCCGUAUCCCUACUUUCCCAGGCCAAGACUCCUUUAACGGCACAAUCUACCACGGCAGCGCCCACAAAGACGCAACCCCCUCUUCCGCUUCAGGCAAGAAAAUCCUCGUCGUAGGGACUGGAAACAGCGGCCACGAUAUUGCCCAAAACUACUUCGAAGCGGGCGCUGCAUCAGUGACAAUGCUGCAACGCUCAGGCACCUACGUGCUUCAAGCCGAAAAGGGAGGACACAUGUUGCACGCCGGCACUUACGAUGAAACCGGCCCUCCCACCUCUGACGCAGACAUUUACUCCCAAUCCCUACCCAUGCCUGUUCAAUUCGCACUAGGCAGAAACCUUACCGCCUCCAUCGCACAAGCCGAAAAAGAAAACCUCGACGGCCUCGAGAAAGCAGGCUUCAAAGUCGAUUUCGGGCAUGACGGCUCCGGCUUGUUCAGAAAAUACAUGACCAAAGGAGGAGGCUAUUACAUCGAUGUAGGUUGCAGCGACCUGAUCACUUCCGGAAAAGUAAAAGUCGUGCGUUGUGCUGAAGGAAUUUCUGGAUUCGAAGCCACUGGUGUACGACUCGCAGACGGCAAUUUCGUCGAAGCCGAUGUGGUGGUUCUGGCGACAGGCUACGAUAACAUGCGUACUUCUUGUCGUAAGAUUCUUGGUGACGAGGUUGCGGACAAGGUCCUUGAUGUUUGGGAUUUGGACGAGGAGGGCGAGUUGAAUGGGAUGUGGCGACCUUCAGGCCAUCCUCACUUCUGGUAUAUGGGAGGCAACCUUGCUCUUUGCAGGAUCUACAGCAAAUUCCUGGCUCUGCAGAUUAAAGCUGUUGAUGCUGGAUUAAGCGAUAGGUAA
Molecule: messenger RNA, 1848 nt
Organism: Aureobasidium melanogenum CBS 110374
Lineage: Eukaryota; Fungi; Ascomycota; Dothideomycetes; Dothideales; Saccotheciaceae
Product: FAD/NAD(P)-binding domain-containing protein
Exons: 2
Coding region: 1-1848 (615 amino acids)
Molecular function (GO): flavin adenine dinucleotide binding; monooxygenase activity
Source: RefSeq, a predicted model, not a curated record